AUGAGAAGAGCGGCGGAGCGUAGCUGCUGUGUGGAGGUUUAUCGGCCAUGGUCUUAUCAAUCUCUGCGCUCCACUGCAGCAUUCUGGCUCCAGACCAAUGCAUAUGGUGGCGACUCGGUGCAUGGCGUGGCAGAGGCCAUGGCGCGGCUGCAUGUGUGCGCACGCCACCACGCCUCCUCUCUGCUCAGACAGCAGCCAGUGAACCCAGCCUCAUACCUGCACUUCUUACACCACUUCUGUGAGCUGUUCUCACGGUUGCAGGAGAAGGCCCAGCAGGAGGCUCAUCGGCUGGAAACAGUGGUGUCCCGCCUUGAAGAGAUGACCAACACGGCCCAGGACAUUCUGCGCACACAGAGGGAGAGGAUCCAUGCCUUGCAACAGGAGCAGGGGUCUGUCCUCGGGGCCAUCGCAGACCUGGAGCUGCAGCUGGAGGAAUCCCAGAACAUUAUUGUUCGGGAGCAGACACGACUCACAGAGCUGGAGAAGCAGCUGCAGGAGACACAGCAGGAGGUGCAGGCCGCUCUGGAGGCUAGGAUCAGAAAAGUGAGCUGCCUGGAACUGAGUGCCCUGGAGGAGGUACGAGGGUACAGGGACCCCCCGGAGCCCGUCACCAUGGUGAUGGAUGCAGUGUGCCUGCUCUUCCACCACCCCCCGGGCUGGGACAGUGCUAAACACCUGCUCAGCCUCAACAGCUGUGCCUCUAUGAUAGACUACAUAGUGCAGUGUGACCGCCGUCUCCUGGAUGAUGCUGGCUUUGCUGAGAAGGCGCAUGCAUUCCAUGAGCUCUGGGAUGAGGUGUCGGGGGAGCUGCAGCAGGAGGAGGCAGCUCUGUGUGAUCGUUCCCACUCCCUGAGCUCCUGCAGGCCCCUGUUCACCCUCUGUGCUGCUGUGUACAAAGCUGUCCAGCAGGUGGUGCUCUUGUCUCCGCUCUACUGCUACAGUCUGGAGCGCUUGGUGCGAGUGCUGGGGGCUGCGCUGUCUGGGGGGCUGCUGUCCCACUGUGCUCCCCCAGGGGCAAUGGAGGAGCUCUCUCAGCGGGUGCUGUCGUGGGUGCUGCGGGACUACGAGCCCUGUCUGUUCAAGAGCCAUGCACAGGUGUUUAAGGUGCUGCUGUGUGUGGCACUCCUCCAGCACAGACUGCUCUGCUCUCCAGCUGAACGGCAGCUCUUUCUCCGGGGGCUGAGGACCAAGGACCAUCUCCACUCAGAGACCUGGACUGAGACCUGCCACACAAUCUCCAUAGAGACAGAGUGUGUGUCUGAGAGCUACGCAGAGCUGCCUCCCUGGAUCCCUGCGCUCACUGUCCCACAGCUGCGGUGCCUAGAGCAGCUGCCUGUCUUCCGGGACCUUCUGUCCUCCCUCAGUCAUGCCCCUGAGCUGUGGCAGGAGUAUAUGAGGGUCCCCUCCACUGUCAUCGGGCCUGUGCCGUUUGAGCCCUUCACACAGCUGUGUCUGCUGCAGCGAGCCUUGCUCUGGAGGCUCCUGAGGCCGGAGUGUUUGCAGAGGGUGGCUGAGGACAUGUGUGCAUGUGUUCUCAGUGAGGUCCCUAUCUGCGGUGUACCCCAGGACCUGUCCCAGCUCCUGCUUCUUCACAGUGGCCCCAUCAUCCUCAGCGGGGCCCCUCACUCUGGCUCUGAGGCUCUGGGAAUCAUCACGCAGCUGGCCCUCCAUGCACAGGUGUCAGUCAGAGUGCUCUGCUGCUGGGAACAAGCUUCACUCAUCACGGCCUUGAGGAAGGCCCCAGACCAGGCCCUCUGGCUGGUGUUGAAAAACGCUUACUUACUGGAGCCAUGGGACCCUCUGUGGCCCCAGAUACACCAUCUCAUUCACCGAUCAAAAGGACGUUCGGAGGAACCAAGCCACAGAAUGUUGCAGUUCUGGUUCAUUGUCCCUGAAAAGCACAUUCUCCGAAUACCAAUCUGUGUGCGACAGAGCGCUCUGGCCGUGGCUCUGGACUCCUGUUGGACUCUAGCAGAGCAGGUGCAGCGCUCUAUGAGGCAGAUGAACGUCUUCUCCCACAGGGGGCUCCGGAGCUGUGUCCUCUUCCACUCUGUCCUGAUACAGCGGCAGACGGGACCAGAGCACUCUUAUAACUGGUGUGGCAGUGACCUCCAGGCUCUAGUCCAGGCCUACCGUGACAUCGCUCCUCUGUGCAGUGACCAUGGGGGGGCGCUGCUUUACCUGGCAGUGAGCCUGGUGCACGGAGCCCAUGUGCUCGACACGACUCACUUGGAGGAGAUCCGGAGUGUGGCUCAGGCCUACCUCCUCUCUGCAUCACAAGAGUGGUCUUUUCUGGACACGGCUGGUCAGAGAGACAGCUGCGUCCCUGUCCCCGCCCUGGAGGCUCGCUCUCUGGGCUUUGGCGAGCACGUCAUAGAAGAACGGCUCCAGAAGAAGAGCCACACACUGGAUGUCCUGCUGCAGGCCUCCCAGGGGACAUGUGUAGGGGACAUGUCCAACAGGACCGGGGCUGUCCCUCUUCUACAGCGCCUCAGGGCCCUAGAGGCGCACAUGAGGGUCUGCACAGAGGCCCCAGAGCCCAGGCCUGGGCCUCUGCAGGACUUCCUUCAAGGAGAAUGGGAGACACUGAGACAUGUGGUGUCCUCAAGGCUCUCCCCCAUGUCCCCACCCCCCUCAGAGGCUGAGCUGAAGCACUUGGAGAGGAGAGUGGAGCUGCUGACCUCUUACCUGUGGCAGUGUGAGAGUCUGCAGCCACAGGCCCUCAGCCUCUCGGCUCUCUCCAGACCACAGGGCUUCCUGCUCAGCCUGAGGAGACAUUAUAGCCAGGCCCAGGGCACCCAGCUCAGCCACACUUCACUGCUGUUCCAGGUACCAGCCUGA
Messenger RNA from Knipowitschia caucasica, 2841 nucleotides. NCBI's taxonomy places the organism in Eukaryota, Metazoa, Chordata, Actinopteri, Gobiiformes, Gobiidae. The record is from the annotation of a GenBank genome assembly.